Soboliphyme baturini is the source of this 1455-nucleotide messenger RNA. NCBI's taxonomy places the organism in Eukaryota, Metazoa, Nematoda, Enoplea, Dioctophymatida, Soboliphymatidae. The record is from the annotation of a GenBank genome assembly.
AUGGACCCUGUCUCACCCGUGAACAACGAAAAGGCUUUACCAGAAAAUGGCGUUGUCAAUGAUAAAGUGUCUUCUAAUUAUAAACCGAAGUCGGACCGAGGAGACAGUCCGCAUUCGACGACUAGCUCCACCAGCAGUGGCCAUACACCUGGCGCCAAGAAAGAGGUGAGCCGUUGUGAACACGUUUUUCCUUUCUGGCAUUUAGCCGCAUUUUGUAAGGCGGACAAAUCGAUCACUCCGAUGAACAACAAAGCGGGAACACCGACGAACUCUGGCAAAACAACACCGAACUGUGUCUCUGGCCGCGGUCUAACAAAAGCCACGCCCCUAACGCCCUAUUCUACGUUAGGACUCCCCACUGGAGUGAUUCCACAGAUGUCGAUGACGGGCGAAAUUGGCGCCGGUUACGGGAACAGUCUGAUCCAUGGCAAUAUCAGUCCAGGCCUUGCACAAUAUGGAAGAAACCCUGUGAUGACCACUUUCGAUCCUCAUACUCAAGCUCGCUUGGCAUCUUUAAGUGGAAUGACAGGAUUUCCGGGUGGAAAACCCGCAUAUUCAUAUCACGUAUCGGCCGAUGGCCAAAUGCAGCCGGUGCCGUUUCCGGCCGACGCCCUUGUCGGUCCGGGCAUUCCGCGAAAUGCGCGUCAGCUGUCGACUCUCCCACACGGCGAGGUGGUGUGUGCCGUGGCAAUCAGCAAUCCGACGAGGCACGUCUACACAGGAGGAAAAGGCUGCGUCAAAAUCUGGGACAUCUUACAGCCUGGCGUCAAGGCCCCAACCCAUAGUCUGGAGUGUUUACCACUAACCGGUCGAUGUCACUUGCAGGGUCUGCCAAAAAUCAAGGCGGAGCUGAACAAUAAUGCGCAGGCGUGCUAUGCGCUGGCUAUUAGCCCAGACAACAAGCUAUGCUUCUCUUGCUGUGCGGAUGGAAACAUUGCUGUCUGGGAUAUUCAGAAUCAGAUUCUAGUCAGACAGUUUCAAGGCCAUACAGAUGGCGCGAGCUGCAUCGACAUAUCCAACGAUGGAACAAAACUUUGGACCGGGGGCUUGGACAACACCGUGCGCUCUUGGGACCUAAGAGAGGGGAAACAGUUGCAACAGCACGACUUCACCAGUCAGAUUUUUUCCCUCGGAUAUUGCCCUACCGGAGAGUGGAUCGCUGUUGGAAUGGAGAACAGCAACGUUGAAGUACUGCACUGUUCGAAGCCUGACAAAUAUCAACUGCACCUUCAUGAGAGUUGUGUUCUCUCCCUUAAAUUCGCACAAUGUGGAAAAUGGUUUGUCUCUACGGGGAAAGACAAUUUGCUCAAUGCCUGGAGAACUCCAUAUGGUGCUAGUAUCUUUCAGUCAAAAGAAUCAUCCUCGGUACUAAGCUGCGAUAUAUCAGGUGAUGACAAGUACAUCGUGACUGGAUGCGGUGACAGAAAAGCUACUCUCUACGAGGUCAUUUACUGA